Messenger RNA from Trichomycterus rosablanca, 5511 nucleotides. RefSeq names its product MET proto-oncogene, receptor tyrosine kinase (gene met). Gene Ontology annotation, cellular component: plasma membrane; signaling receptor complex; basal plasma membrane. Bases 269 to 4402 code for a protein of 1377 amino acids. Gene Ontology annotation, biological process: multicellular organism development; pancreas development; liver development. The transcript has 21 exons. Gene Ontology annotation, molecular function: ATP binding; protein binding; hepatocyte growth factor receptor activity. NCBI's taxonomy places the organism in Eukaryota, Metazoa, Chordata, Actinopteri, Siluriformes, Trichomycteridae. The record is from RefSeq and is a predicted model, not a curated record.
AGGGAGUUUAUCCUGCUCAGCGUUUCUCUAACGGGUUAUAAGAUUUAAGCGAACUUUUAAACACUGACCGCUGAACUGUAGAGUCUGGCAGGUUUUUCAUUCAUUCUGUGCGGUUUACUUGCUAUUUUCUCUGAGUUUAUAAAGGAGAAUUCAGCUCUGAGAGAAACUUUAUUCUGCGCUCGAGCGCGUUCGUGUCUGUGUCGCCUGACAGUUUAAAAUGUGAUUUUUGUUCUUUACUUUCUGUCGUCGACAGGUUAAAGGAAACACAAUGAAAACAACCCUGUAUGGUGCCACAUAUAUUCUAAUCUUUCUCCAGACGUUGUGGCUGGAGGUACUUGGCAAAUGCAGAGAACCAGGAGAAAUCUCCAAACUUAAUCUUUCUGUGACAUAUGACCUUCCCCACUUUGUGGCAGAUACACCUGUGCAAAAACUAUUAGUUUUCAAUGAAUCUGUAUAUUUGGGUGUUACUAACACGAUCUAUGCCUUAUCUGGAGAACUUAAGAAAAUAGAUGAGUAUAAAACUGGACCUGUUCAUGAGAGCCCCCAGUGCAGUGCUUGUGAAGGCUGCAAAGAUCCAAAGCUACCACGCAAUGCUAACAACACCAGCGUUGCUCUGCUCAUGGAGACCUACUACGAUCCUGAGCUCUUCAUCUGCGGCACAGUUGGGAAUGGCGUCUGCACCAGCCACCUGUUAGAAGACGGUCAGCUAGGCUUAGACAUGAACUGCAUGCGCUCACAUAACAAAGAUGGCAGCCAGUAUGUCGUUGGCUCUGCAGGAACCCAUAUUGUAAAUGUAGAAGUUGGUGGUGUUGUGAGGUUCUUUGUAGCCAAUUCGGAGCCUCUUGACCCAUCCCUAUCAUCUCCUCGUCUUCACCAUACAAUCUCAGUACGAAAGAUGUGGGAAACACAAGACCGCUUUGAGUUUGUUUCUAAACAGUCAUAUAUGGACCUGGCACCAGGACUGCAUGGGAAUUAUCCUUUGCGCUAUGUCUAUUCCUUUCACAGUGGCUCAUAUGUUUACUUUCUCACCGUGCAGCGAGAAAGCAGCAGCUCCAAAGCCUUCCAUACACGCAUUGUGCGGAUGUGCUCCUCUGACUUGGAGCUUCUACAUUACGUAGAAAUGCCUUUUGAGUGCAUUUAUUCUGAGAAAGGGAGGAGAAAACGGUCAACACAGACAGUGUUCAAUGUUCUUCAGGCGGCACAUGUCGCCAAAGUUGGAAGCGACCUGCGCAGAAAGAUGGGAUUCAAGGAAGGAGAUGAUGUGCUGUUUGCAGCAUUUGCUGAGAGUAAACAUGACUCACCUGAGCCCACAGCAAGUUCUACAGUGUGCGUGAUCUCUGUUGCUGAAAUCAACAACUUCUUCAGGGACUUUAUGCAACAGGGUCACACCAAGCCACUGUACCACUUAUCUGGAGCUGAAAUGAAGUCCUACAAUCAGAGCUCAUAUGCUGACUCAUUUGGCUGCGGGAAACAUGAAAAGGGCUACAGGUUGGAGGUUACAAGGACACAUCCCCGUAAAGACUGGUUCAAUGGCCGCUUUAGAAAUGUUCUUCUCACCUCCAUUGCUGUCAUGCCUGUGCAGGAGCACACGGUUGCUACACUGGGGACUGCAGAUGGAAGAGUCAUUCAGGUGGUGGUUUCCCGAUUUGGUAACACAGAGCCUCAUGUGGACUUCCUUUUGGACACGCACCCCGUGUCAUCAGAAGUAGCAGUGCUGUCUGCACAGAGCUCAGACGCCUCCUUACUGCUGGUCACUGGAAAUAAGGUAUCCAAGGUUCCUGUUAUCGGGCCCGGAUGUGAGCAGUUAAUAAACUGUAGCUCAUGUCUACUCUCUCCUGCCUUCAUGGGCUGUGGAUGGUGCAGGAACAGCAAACUCUGCUCUCGCUCACCUCAGUGCACUGAUUCCCACUGGAGCCAAGGUUCCUGCCCCCUUUUAAUUUCUGAGAUCUUUCCUGCCACUGCACCACUGAGAGGCCACACUAACAUCACAAUUUGUGGCAAGAACUUCGGAUUUAGUAAGAAAGAUCGAUUUGACUCCAAGAAUAUUGAGAUUGAUGUGGCUGGAGCAAAAUGCAGAUUGAACAAGAAGGAAAGUAGCAGUCAUCGGUUGGUCUGUGGGCUAGAUCAUGUGAACGUGUCCAAUUCCGAUCACUGGGUCAGGGUACGCAGCGGAGAGGAAGAGGGACAGAAUAAGGACUUCUUGUUUGUGAACCCUGUUAUUAAAGAAAUCUUUCCUGAGUUUGGGCCCAGAUCUGGAGGAACCAUAAUGACCAUUAGGGGUUCAUACUUAAACAGCGGGAACUCCCAGAAGGCGACAAUUGGAGGUGCCGUCUGUGUGAUUCAGAGAGCAUCUGCCACUAUGUUGACAUGUCAGACUCCAUCUCAAGACUCACCUUCCCAACACAAGGUGCAGGUGAAUAUCGAUGGAGUGAAUUACAAAGCUCCUGCCAACUACACCUAUAACGAGGACCCGCUCAUCCACAGUGUCCAGCCCACACGCUCCUUUAUCAGCGGAGGCAGCACAGUGAUAGCAUCUGGUGUCUACCUUCACUCAGCCAUGCAACCUCAGAUGGUCCUCAGCGGCCCCCGGUUCACCAAAGACAAAGAGGUUUAUGUGACAUGCACACAGGGUGAAGACAAAUUGGCCAUUGUGUGCAUCACUCCCUCCCUGAAGGGCCUAAACAUUCGGCCUCCGGUUGCCACCAAGAUGAAGUUUGUGCUUGAUGGCUUUUCAACGCGACAGUUUGACAUGACCUAUGUGGAAGACCCGAAGUUUGAGGAGUUUCAGAAGCCCACUCUUAUUCCUAGAGGAAGUAAGAGUGUACUAGAAAUUAAAGUGCCUCGUGUGGAUGUGGAGGCGGUGAAGGGAGAGGUGUUGCGGGUGUCAAAUCGUUCCUGUGAGAGCGUGGCUCUGGUGGGAAACACACUGGAGUGCACUGUGCCCUCUGAGCUCAACUCUGGCACCAGAGAGCUCGAGGUGGAGUGGAUGCAGGCCUCAUCCUCAGUGAUUCUGGGUCGUGUGGUUUUCGCACAGGAACAGGACUACAUGCCACUGAUUGCUGGCGUUGUGUGUGUUUCGGUCCUGCUCAUUUUAUUUCUUGCAGUUUUUGCUUGGAUUAAAAAGAAGAAGCAUAUUGACGAUUUAGCUGUGGGGAUGGUUUGGUAUGACGGCCGCGCUCACAUUCCACACUUGGACAUGCUGGCAAACGCGAGGAGUGUCAGUCCCACUAAUGAAUUGGUGUCUCAUGAGUCUCUGGACUAUAGAACCACUUUGCUUGAGGACCAGAACUUGCCGAUGUCUCCGAAUGAGUCGUGUCGUCCUACCCCAUAUGCCCAUGCACAUGUGGACCUGUCGUCCAUGCUGGGGGCUGAAGGAGACCCAUCUUCACCGCUGCUGCCUGGUUCUGCACCUAUAGACCUGGCCAGCCUUCACCCUGAACUCCUAAAGGAGGUGCAGCAUGUGGUCAUCGCCAGAGAAGAUCUGCUACUACACGUUAAUCAGAUUAUUGGAAGAGGACACUUUGGCUGUGUUUUUCACGGGACUCUGUUGGAACCAGAUGGCCAGAAACAGCACUGUGCAGUCAAGUCUCUAAACCGUAUCACAGAUAUAGAAGAGGUGUCUCAGUUCUUAAAGGAAGGAAUCAUUAUGAAGGACUUCAGCCACCCCAACGUGCUGUCUCUCCUGGGGAUCUGUCUGCCCACUGAAGGCUCUCCUCUAGUAGUUCUGCCUUACAUGAAGCACGGAGACCUGCGCAACUUCAUCAGAGAUGAGAGUCACAACCCCACAGUGAAGGACCUCAUGGGUUUUGGCCUGCAGGUGGCUAAAGGCAUGGAGUAUCUUGCCAGCAAGAAGUUUGUGCACCGAGACCUUGCAGCUAGGAACUGCAUGCUGGAUGAGAGCUACACAGUAAAGGUGGCUGAUUUUGGUCUGGCCAGAGACGUGUAUGAUAAAGAAUACUACAGCGUACACAAUAAGAGUGGAGUCAAGCUGCCUGUUAAAUGGAUGGCCUUAGAGAGUCUGCAGACCCACAAGUUCACCACAAAGUCUGAUGUUUGGUCAUUUGGGGUGUUGCUAUGGGAACUUAUGACCCGAGGAGCUCCGCCCUACUCAGACGUGAACUCGUUUGACAUAACAGUUUUUCUUCUACAAGGACGUCGACUGUUGCAGCCAGAGUUCUGCCCUGAUGCCCUCUACAAUGUGAUGAUCGAGUGCUGGCACCCUAAACCCGAGCGGCGACCCACGUUCUCUGAGCUGGUCUCUCGUAUCUCAGCCAUUUUCUCCAGCUUCAGCGGAGAGCACUACAUCCUUCUAAACACAACGUACGUCAACAUUGAAAAGAUGACACCCUACCCAUCUCUCAUCUCAUCUCAGAGCCAGCUGGACCGGGACUGCUGCACUUGAGAGACAGGAGAGACAGACAGACAGAAAGACUGACCUGCGCUGAACUCUGAAUGAAGGAGAAAAGAUGUCCAAGGCCGAGCUGAUUGUGUUUUUCACUGUACAUACAGUCCUCUGAAACUAGCUUUGUGAGCCAGAGCUGCUGAUAUGAACUUAAUUUGAGACACGCAGACUGCUGGACUCUCAGAGACAAUGGCACUCGCUAGUUCCCUGUGUUUAAAGAAUUCAGAAGAGCGCAGACCAAAUGUACUCUCACUCUCACUGUUCUGUGCGAAGCUGUGAAGAUGAGUUAAGGGUCACUUGCACACUUUUCACACUGUUCCACAGUUUAAUUUGACACAUCUUCGACCUAAGUGUGUUUUAUUAGCGUCAGUGGAAACAUGGCAGAAAUAAAAUCGUUUAAGGGCAUUGAUUAACUGUGCAUUUUAGACACUCAUUGUAAGGUCUAGAGUGCUGAGCCAAGAUUGGCUGAAAGUUCUGAUGUGAGAAUGCAUUCUGCUACAUUGUACACGUGUGCAUAGCAGCAGCAGAACAGGACACUGGACAGGACAGAACACUGGAUGUGUUACAUGUAAAAAGAAUGUCAUGAAAUAUGUAAAUAAGCUUUGAACUUUUCAAUCCUUAAGAUUUACCUGUUAAACAAGUUAAAAAUGUAAAGAAGUGUGUUUCUUUUUGCCAGACGUCAGAUGAUAUUACAAAUAUUGAAACAUUUCAUUAUAUAAGCCGAUAACAUGAUCAACAGUCACAAUUGAUGAACCUGAAGAAUUAUGUCAUGCUUUAUUUGUAUAAAAUAGCAUUUGACUGUAGCAUAGAUGUCAGUGAAUGUGAUUCAGAGAUACACUGAGGGAUGUAAAUAGUUUCAGUUCCUCUUGUCUGACCUGCUGUAGAAUACUUUUGUACAUAGAGACUGAUGUAGCGUUCGAAUACAUACAAUGUAAAAUCAGCUUGUUUUAAUUGGAUUUCUUCUUGAGCAGUAGACCUGUUUGGUGUAAACUGUUUGUCACUGUAUUGUUCCAGUUUGUACCGAUUUCCUCCUUGUGGUCACUAAGUGAAUGUGGUACAAAUAAUAUUUCCUUUAUGUGACUUGGUUAAAUAAAACUCUGUCAUCAGGU